AGUGUCAAAUUGUCAAUAAUUGGUGGAUAACCUCAAAAUCGUACUGAUCUAAUGAAAUAUCAAAACAAAAUUAAUUAUUUCUAGUCAGUAAACGAUAUAAUUACCAAUCUAAUCAUGGCUGGAACAAUGUUCCGAUCCAUGUUCACGAAUGCUUUAACACUUUAUAAAAGCAACACUACUAAUUUGAGGAGCUUACAUACAGCAACCGUGACCUAUGCCGCCCGUAAGGGUACCAGGGCAAAGGCCCGUGCCAAGAAGGUCAAGGUGGAAGUCACCAAAGUUGGCUUCAUUCCACACAAUCAGAGAGGGAAAAAUAAGAACAUCCAUUCGAAUGUCAGCAAGCAUUUAGAUGACACAUUCAAGCCAAUCCCCAAGGAUGAUGUGUACCCACUAAAGUACUAUCGCUGGAUAGUGUACACCGCUGAGGACGCAGUAAAGGCCCACCAACAAACACAUCACCCCACUAUGUACAAUGUUCCCAAUGCUCUGGUAUCUGCACAGAUUGAGUUCAAUAUGGCUGCUGCUAAAAAGAAUCGUUACAUGGACAGUUUCACCCGUCUCUCAUUGCUUCCCAACCUGUUCCCGCGUGACGAGGAGCGCACGAUCUUGGCGUUCUGUAAGGGUUCCGAACUUAUCAAGGAGGCGACAGACGCAGGAGCCACGAUUGCUGGUGGAACUGACCUUAUUAAGAAAAUUCAGGAAGGUCAAAUCAAGCUUAGUGAUUACGACUACGUGCUGGCGCAUCCCAAUGUCCUCACAGACUUGGUGCCGAUUCGAGGUUUGAUGAAGAGGCGAUUCCCCAACUUGCGAGCUGGCACUUUAGACAAUAAUCUUGGAGCAUUGGUGAAGAAGUUUUCUGGAGGAGUCCAGUACAGAGUGUUGAAGGAUGAGCAUCAACAAAACUAUGGAUUUGUUGAAGUUCCUAUUGGAAGGUUGAAUAUGGACCCUAAACUGGUAGCAGAAAACCUAGAAGCUUUGCUUAAAGAUUUGCAGUCAGCACGACCGAAACGCGAUGGUCUUUUCAUUACAAGAUGUCUGAUUGUUAGCCCACCAUCCCCGGAAAAGCUCAAGAUUGACCCGUUUGUUUAUGUUGAUAAAACAUUGGCUAAAGAAGUGCAAGAUGAUAGCGACGAUGAAGGAGAAGCAGUCGCUGCUACUGCGUAAUAGUUUUAAUAAGUGUUGUAGUAUAUUAGUUGUAAAAAUUCGUAAAAUAAAGAUUAAAAAUAAAUAAUUAUUAUUGAA
Molecule: messenger RNA, 1242 nt
Organism: Spodoptera frugiperda (fall armyworm)
Lineage: Eukaryota; Metazoa; Arthropoda; Insecta; Lepidoptera; Noctuidae
Gene: mRpL1
Product: 50S ribosomal protein L1
Exons: 8
Coding region: 115-1164 (349 amino acids)
Source: RefSeq, a predicted model, not a curated record